Messenger RNA from Rasamsonia emersonii CBS 393.64, 2802 nucleotides. RefSeq lists its product as uncharacterized. The transcript is spliced from 6 exons. The coding region runs from base 1 to 2802 and encodes 933 amino acids. NCBI's taxonomy places the organism in Eukaryota, Fungi, Ascomycota, Eurotiomycetes, Eurotiales, Trichocomaceae. The record is from RefSeq and is a predicted model, not a curated record.
AUGGGUUUUCUUGACGGUCUUUUGUUCUUUCCAUCAGCAAAGAGCGGCGAUAAAGCUCCGGCUGCCACAUGGUCACGGUCGCGGGCAGCAAGUUCUCCUCGCCGGUCGGAUAUCGUCCCUCUCACUCCGCAGACGCUGGAGAAAGAAGCACAUCAAGACUUGCCAAAGCCCUUGGAUGUCGAACUCGCCAGAAGUCUCCUCGGACAAGAACGUGAUUCAUCCAAUCUCAGAUCUGGCAGCGAAGAGCAGGCUGUGAGCUCUCUUGAAGACGCAAUUGAUGGUGUUACGGAUAACAACGAGGCCUUUGAGAAUCAUGGAUUGGAUCGAUACAUCACGGCGACGUCCAAGAAUCCGGAAACUCCACAGGUAGCGUCCACUGAAACAGAUGGAAUGCCUUCCUCACGCUCCGGUACGUCCAGGAGGGCUCGUCUGCGGCAUAAGAGCUCCAGAGGACUUGCAGCGGUUAAGAGGUUCCUCCGCCACGGGAAGUCAACGCUGAGACAGUCUUCUCUCGACGAAGAAGGGAAACAGGCUCAAAGCACGGCCGCUGCAGUUGCUGCUGGCGAUACACAAGAUCGAGUACCCGCUGAUGCUCCCAAAAUUCUCGACGAUCCAUGGGCUCCUCGCAUGGCUGCCGUCAACGAGUCGGCUAUACGAACAAGCAGUCCGAGAGAACCGUCUGAUCCAAGGAAGGUUAGCGACAAGACUGUUCUGUCCGAGUCUUCGGAUAAGACCACAAUGACGGUCUGUCGCCGACCGUCCAGGCGUGUUAGCAGCCCAAUAACGACAGUAGACAGUAACUAUAUAUAUCCGAAUGAGUUUGAGGACCCGAAGCCAGCAACAGUAUCGAGGUCUUACGAACCGGAUUUGCACGCGCAUCCUCCCAGGGUCUCAAGUUCAGUAUACAGUGACGAUUUCAGUUCCCACGACGUUACUCUGUCCACUCACCCGUCUCAAAGGUCAAGCAGCCAAAUGAUCUACCAACGAUCGCCGCCACCUAAAUCCAAUCUGUCUCUGGAGACACUCUCUCAGCGAUUGUUCUCCGAUGUCAGCACGCAGUCGGGACAAUAUCGUCAACAGAGGGCUGCGCGUGAAUUCAACAGACUUGCCUCCAGCCUCAGGCUGUACCCACUGGUUUUGAGAGAAAAUAGUGUAUCCGUCGUCAGCAAUCCCCGGGUUACCGCUUCAGAAAAGUCCAGCAAAUAUAAAGAUAACAUACUUCGCAAGAUCCGGAGCAUGCGAUCCAGUUUUCGUUUAGGACAUACACGGAGUCGAAGCGGGCUAGGUUUACGGCGAAUGAAGACGUUUGCCAGCUUGUCAAGUCGGUAUUAUCAGAUGGAUUCGCUCCGGGGCAGAAGUCUGGAAACGCUGGCUCGAUUGGGCGGGUGUAGUUUUCUCACGUUUCCUGCGGACUUUGCCCCGGCGACCCUCAGGCUGCCGACUUGUAUCGUGGCGACGAUAUCCUACCUGAAAAGCCAUGCAUCCAAGACACGGCACGUCUUUUUUGACUCGGGGGAUCUGCGAGUAGCGGUCCGGGUAUAUGAUCACUUUGCGAACCAAGUGUUGUCGGCAGAGAGAGCGAAAGAGAAAGUAGAUAUUACGUUGAGAGGAAGUGAGCUCCCAUGCGAGGCACUGGGGUCUGAGUCUGAAGCGUUCUUGCGGGGCCGAUUCCACGCUCUCAGUGUGGCAUGUGUCUUCAAGCAGCUGCUAGCAGGGUUGCCAGGAGGCAUCUUGGGAUCGGUGCGCCUGUACCGAACUCUGGUGGAUAUCUGUGAACGUGAGUUUUCGGAUCAGGAAGUGGGACGGUCGGAAAACCCGUUGGCUGGCGUCUCGUCAGCAGCAUCAGCCAGGAUCAAGGCGAUUGCACUAGCGAUUUUGGCGCUGACGAGCGACAUGCAGCUGGAGCUGAUCUGUGCCGUGUUUGGGCUGUGUGCGCUGCUCGUGCAUGAGACGGAGCGCAUAGUUGAGCUGCACCGACACAGGAGGGGAGUACGGGGUCAGUCGGGGAGCCUGACAGGGUUGCUGGACCGGGAGAGGCUUGGGCGAGUGUUUGGGCCUUUGCUUACGGGGUUUGAGGAGGACACGAUGGAGGAAGGGAGGGAAGACGAGACGGUGCGGGUGACAAAGAUGCUGAUUGAGAACUGGCGGGGGUCAUUGAUAUCGAGAUUCUCUUUCCAGUCUACGACUACCUCUACAUUCGUUCAUUUCAUGCCUGGUGCAUUCAUUCGCAUAGAGUCUGGUCACUCUUUACCACUGCUUGAGAUUGGACUUCCGAUCGAUCGACAUCUUGACAAACAAUUGAAGAUGAAGAUCCUCGUCAUCCUCCCCUUCUUCCUAGCCCUCACAUCCGCCCGCACCAUCUACCACCGCAACAGCUUCAACUCCUUCACCCGCCGGGACAGCAGCAGCAGCAGCAGCAACAACCUCCAACCCUUCACAGGCACCUUAGGCGGCGCAGCACCCCCAGUCACCAACUCCGGCAACCCCCAGCGCCCCUUCGAAGUCAACGGCAACACAUUCGUCAACCUGGGCGCCGCGCUGCAGCGCUCGUGCGACGUGCAGUUCAAUGCCUGUGCGGACCAGGCGAAUGCGGGAGGGAAUAAGGGGGAGUUGACGGUUGCGGCGUGUCAGGCGCAGCAGGAUGCCUGCGUGCAAACUGCUUCUUCUUCCUCCUCGUCGUCCUCGUCCUCGUCGUCGUCGUCGUCUUUGUCCGCACAGGCUAGUAGUGCGGCUGUUGCUGCGCAGGCGGCUAGUUCGAGUUCGAGCUCGAGCUCAGUUGUGGCGUCGUCUUGUGGGAAUUGA